CCAUCGAUUGCUAUCAUCUCGCGGGGUACUAAGCAGACAAGGCGAACCAGUUGAUUAGGCUGUGUGUCUUCACAAACUGGAGUAGUUGGGAGAUAUCAUUCAUAACCAACCACCACGGAACUCGACGGUCAAUGUCGGUUGGAGUAGUAGUAAGUUGGAAUAAAGCCAAGAGCUGUCGAAUCAACUGUGGCACUUUUCCGCGAAGUCACUAACUGUUGGUUGACUCAUCGAAAGUGCAGACUAACCAGUUGGCAUCCGCUCGAUAAUUGUGACUCGUAAUUGCAGAUGGGUCACGGCGCAUAAUGAGUUACAGUGUCUCCAGAUGUAUUCACUCUUUGUCUUACUCGAAAACUUCAGUAUUUUUUUAUACAUAUCUUCUGCAAUCUUCUCGAAACUUACCAGAGUGGCUAUCAACAUAGUCCAUAAUAUAUUAUUCUUCUUGAGUAAAGACGAACUAGCUUCAUCACUAAUUUGUCGCUAACUUGCCAUUUUAUGAGUCAAUCAUAUUAACUACCAAGAAGGUAAUGUACCAAAGAUCAAAUGAGUUGCAGCAGUUAUACUUGAGUAGAAACAAAAGAUUUUGUACGUACAAAGAUAAUUUUUGUUCAGAUGCACUCUGUAUCAUUCAAAGGGGCUAUAGAUUUCACGUAAUUUUUUUAGGAUUAUACUCUUUUAUUCCAUGAAACGGGCAAAGCAAGAAAGAGAACUAACAGAUGAAGAGCGUAAUGUCGUAAUAUCAGUACGUCAUUGUGCGCGAGAAUUGGACGAUAUCUUACAGGGUGCACGUCGAAAAGCCCAGUCGAAUCCCAAAGUAUUUGCGGAGACAGGAAUUAGUGUCAUGUUUAGAGGUGUUGACUCUUAUGCGGAUAUGUAUGAAAAGUUAGGUGUAAAGUCAAGAGAUGGAUUAGAAAGAUUAUUUUCUAAAUUUUCCGACUGCGAAGAAAUUCAAGAUACUCAAGAUGCAAUUGAAGAAACUGAAGGAAACUGGAGAAAUUUUCUAGUUAAUCUUGAUAAGGAGGUUACGCGUGAUGAGCAUGAAAGUAAUGGAGUUAACUCAAUAUCUAGACCUGAGAACCUUUCUGAUUUGGGAUGUGAUUACUUAUUCUUACCAUCAUUACCACUUAUUGACUGGCAAACCAAUCGCGAGGUUAACUUACAAGAUUUUGUCCAAAAACACAUGUGCCUUGUAGUCAUCUGUCAACCUGCAUACUGGCCAGAUACUGCUGUUCGUUGGCGUUAUUCAGAGGUAUCAAAAGCCCAGUGUGACCUAUCACAGUUCAACGUUGGAUACGCAGUUGUUACAUGGGGCCCAGCAGAUGAAGUACGGAGUUGGUGUAAGCAAGUUAAUCGAAUCACAAAAUGGCCAGUUUUAUGGGAUAAAUCAGGCGAUUUCCGAGCUAAAAUUGGAUUUAAAUCAGGUUUACAACGUGUAUGGGCCGCCGAAAAUCUGGAUUUUCUUGGUUGUCAACGUUCAAUGCAUCAUCGUCCCAUAAAUCCACCGCCAACUAAUCUCAACUGGUCGGAAUGGAAGCAAAUCGGUGGCGAAUUAGUUUUAGCUCAGCCUGUCUUAUGGAAUCCACAAAAGACAAUGAAAUCUAACAUAUAUGUAACAACGCAAACAGGUGUAAAACAUAAGCACAAUACUAAUGAAAGUGAUGAAGAAGAUAGAUCCAAUGAAGAAGACUUGCACUCAGAAUCACUUAAAGUAUCAAUUAGAGAGGCCCUUCGUGAUAAAGAAGCGAUGGGUUCAAAACAGGUCAAAGUUUGUGCAUUGCAUCUGAGUAGUCGUAUUUCUGAUCUCAUGCCUUCAGGUUCGAUAUAUCAAGCUGCUUUAACUUGUUAUGCUCGUACGCACAAUACUACAGAAAGCGAUGUCAUGGAUAAAAUUAGGAGAGAUCGCAGAUUUUCUACACCACCUGAGUCAGCUCGAUUACAGUACGAAGCAACUACGGGAUUAUAUUAUGACCCAGAAACUGCUUUAUACUAUGACCCACUAAGAGGUUAUUUCUAUGAUUCAACGAAUCAAAUGUAUUAUUAUUGGUCUCAAUCUGAAGGACGAUAUAUCUUGGCCAAUGCAUUAAUCCAAGCUGAACUUGCUGCUGCGCAUGUAGCUCAAGCAGUAGCAGCCCAAGCUGCCGCAGACAAAGCUAUGGCUGAGCGAGAAGCCGCUAAAAAGGCGGCCAUGUGUGUAGCCGCGCAAUUGGCGGAGAUACGUGCUGGUAAAGACGACUAUGCUGCUUAUGCGUACGCAACAUGUGUAUUACCUCAACAAGAACCAAGUGAUCCAGAUUACAAAGAGAUUUCUAUGGACAGUGGUAGAUUUUGUACCGCUUAUCAAAAUACAACAGCUGCUGCAAAUAAUAUAGAAUCAUCACUAAAAGCAUGGAAUACAAUCAAUACUAACAGUGGUACUGAGAUUUUGUCGUCUAAACCUCUUGUUCCUUAUACAGAUGAUAAUACAGAAACUGAUCAUUGUAGUUCAACACCACCACCGCCAGGGUUGUAA
Messenger RNA from Schistosoma rodhaini, 2506 nucleotides. Lineage: Eukaryota; Metazoa; Platyhelminthes; Trematoda; Strigeidida; Schistosomatidae. The record is from the annotation of a GenBank genome assembly.